UAUUGCAAUUAUUGUCUUGCAAGCACACGUUAAAUAGGCAAUUAUUACCAGGCUGUUAAGAUCAGGGAGAUAGUUUUAUUUUUGUAAAAGUUGUCCCAUCAACAUAUCUUUCGACAGAAGUUUUUAAAAACAGAAGCCGCCGCCGCGCAACUCUACUACUUUUUUGUUUACAAAAUGCGUUGCGAGGAAAAUGAGAGAAAACUGUCUUUAAUUUGUGAUCAGGUGCAGUUGUGCAUGCUUCCUGCCCUAAAGAACAAUUUGGAUGAAGUGCAACUGCUGCCCGCACAAUUCGAAAGUUAUCAUACACUGCUACAACAAGAGCUCCCUAGGUUGUACGAUCUUCUACAGCAAAACAAGGAGAUUUUCUCUAAUGCCUUAAACCAGGAGCUGCGCGCACAGCUUGUACUGCUGCUUUGUGAGUUGACCGCAUCGCCGACGAUUUAUAAGCUGGAUGCUGAGGCCGAAUAUCUACUGCAAAACGCCAAUCAGAUGCUGCGGAAACUUAUGUCCAUCUGCCAGAACGACGAACAUUCCUACAUUUUCAAUUACUAUGAGCAGAAGCUGCACAAGGACUCUUGGAAGCGACAGCUUGGUGCAGUUCACGGCUUUGUCAGAUAUCUGGAGUACUACUUCACUAAUGACAACAAAAUGUCCACCAAAAUGUUAAGAUUCAGCUUAGCUAUGGGUCUGAACGUAAGGGAAUGCUAUCACUCGGAUUACAAACAACUUGGCAUACGAGUCUUUUCCAGAAUGUUGAGCCAUAGCUACGCUGCUGACAUUCAGCAACUGAAUAUACAAGGUGUUAUCUAUGAGAAUCUCUUGCGGGAUGCAUACACCAUGGAUUCCGAGGAAGUCACAAUGUCGGUUUGGAAUUGUCUAUGCCAGUGCUUGGAUCAUUUUACCGAGCUGGAUUCGUUCACGUGGAAUCAAUGUGACGACAUGCUUGAGCGCCUUUUACAUAAUGUCACGUUGUCCUCCAAUGCACAAUUGUCCAUCUGCCUGCUGCAGUUCAUUACACAACUGGGAUAUUACUUUGCCAUAAACCGCAGUGAAGUCAAAGAAUCCUUGGCCAAUGAUUUCUCCCAGCCCGAUCAAUUGGCAGCCUGUCGGGAAGUGUGCUCCUCACUUAAUGUAGCCACAAAUUAUCGCUGGGCAAAGGGCAUCCUGCAAAUGCUUGUCCUGGAGUCCGAGAAGUUGUUGCAAGGUCCCGAUGUCUGCAUACAAAUGUUGAAUGCAAUGCAACGUUGUUACUUGGUGCACAUUGUUCCGAUUCCUCUGCCGGCAUUAAAUGCCCAUUUAGGCAAAUUUUUUACCAAGUUUGUAGCCGUUCUUCUUGAGUGCCUUGUCGUACAUGACAAGACUGAGCCUAUUAUUCAGCUGACGCAACAGUUUAUUGACAUUUUUAUUUAUCAAUUGAAUCAUUCCCCUGCCAUCAACCUGAAGGAUUUUGCAACUGCUUUAGCAAGCUUACAGCAAGUUAUUGUUAAAUAAAGUUCACGAUUUGUUGAAUCUCGUUGAAUCUUAA
Messenger RNA from Drosophila innubila, 1525 nucleotides. RefSeq lists its product as uncharacterized. The transcript has 6 exons. The record is from RefSeq and is a predicted model, not a curated record. NCBI's taxonomy places the organism in Eukaryota, Metazoa, Arthropoda, Insecta, Diptera, Drosophilidae. The coding region runs from base 175 to 1491 and encodes 438 amino acids.